Molecule: messenger RNA, 1120 nt
Organism: Daphnia pulicaria
Lineage: Eukaryota; Metazoa; Arthropoda; Branchiopoda; Diplostraca; Daphniidae
Exons: 2
Coding region: 404-781 (125 amino acids)
Source: RefSeq, a predicted model, not a curated record
CAGUUGACUCUAACCAAAUAUAGUUGAGGCCCACAACCGCAAAAGUUGUUUUCUUUGUUAGGUUUGAUAUAACUUGUCCUUUUUGGGGUUUUUUUUUUCAUGGAAAAACCAAGGUUGACGAUGGAAUAUGGGAGCGAAUAUCUAUUGGGUAAUACUUUCACGCGGGCGAUCGUGAUAAGUGUAUUAGAUAAGAAAUAUGGACAGGAAGAAGCCGUGUGGAAUACUAAUUUCAGCGGAAGUGCAUCGAUCGAUAUAAGGGUGGGGUUUUUAUCGCAAUUUUAUAAAUUACGGAUGGAUCUUUAAUUUCAUAUCAAGUUGCGCAACCCUGCCGGAAGUGCCACCAUACUAUAUAAGAGCGACUGCCAUAUCGCACCAAAAUUUCAAUUCACAUCAGCAAUUCGACAUGAAGAAAGCCUCGGUGUCCUUUAUUUAUGCUUUGGCGAUUUGGGCUGUGGAAAUGGUUGCCGACACUCCGGUCGGAGUCGGAACGAUUACUGGGAAUUACCUGACGGCAUCCAACGGAAUCGUCGCUUACCUGCCGGCCACCAGGUACCCGUCGAUGCCGUGGGCUCUGCAACGUGUCCAGAACGCCCCGAAAGUCGUUUCGGCCUACCUGCCCAACCAGUACGCCUCGCCGGAAUCCAAGCCCUGGGCCCUUCCGUCGCGAUUUCCCGACACUCCCAGCAACGUGGUGGCCGCUUACCUGCCCGCUCAAUAUUCAUCCGCAGCAAUAUUACCCUGGCGUCUUCCCCUGCAAACUUCCGGGGCGAGGUUCAGCUAAAGACGUUGAUGGGAAUGACAAAUAAUCGCUUCCGGAUAUUAUAGUAAAUACCUCGAGACCCACCUGAUAUUUUAAAAAAGAAAUAACAGUUUAUUGAAAUUUAACCAUUGAAAACUCUGUCAUUUUCAAAUUUCUGUGGCUACACAAAUUGUUGAACUGAAAUUCCUGGCUCUACGUGACUUUUUCCGUCGUGGUUGUCAAUCGUAAAAUUAUGUUAUCUAAAGUUCUCAGUGUGAAUACAUGAAAAUUGUAGUUAAAUAAUUCCAUAGCGAUAAAGGCGAUAAAUCAUUUGAAAUCUGUUUGAGCAUUCAAGGUAGAGAUUUAGGCUAUACUGAAGGG